Tetrahymena thermophila SB210 is the source of this 477-nucleotide messenger RNA. RefSeq lists its product as hypothetical. Lineage: Eukaryota; Ciliophora; Oligohymenophorea; Hymenostomatida; Tetrahymenidae. The transcript has 4 exons. The record is from RefSeq and is a predicted model, not a curated record.
AUGAAAAAAGAUAACACUACCCAAAAGCUAGCUGAAAUACCUUUUUAGGAUGUCAAAUUGGAUUUACUUUAUUUUGCAGCUGUACAGCAAAAACCAAGCGGAAAUUCAAGAGAUGCAGAUGGUUUCAACGAAAAUACAUUUAUACCUUUGUGUUUUAAAUAAGAUAAACUAAAGUGGGUUAACGAAUGGCUUGAAGCAAUUGAGUAGGAAGAAGAGGAAGAAUAAGAAAACUAAAGAGUUAGCUAAGCAUAAAAAGAUAGAAUCUUAUAAGAGUAACUCAAGUAAAAGCUAGCAAUUUUAAAAAAGGAGAAAGAGAAAAAGGAAAUGGAAAUAGAUAACUUUAACCAAACUCUUAGUGAUUUGAAAAAAGAAAUAAUGAUAUAUGAAAUAAAGAACAAAUUGCUUCAAAAAUUGAUUGAAGAGAAACAAAAUGAGUACUAGAAUUAUGUUGACAGAUUUUAUAUGAAAGAGCUGUGA